GGCAAGAGAGAGAGAUACACGCGAAAGGGUCACGUAACCGAUGAGAGAAUAUGACACCGCGGGGUAGGUACCUAGGUAGGUACGGGGAGGGAGAUGGGCGACUCUGCAAAAAUCGACAUCUGGAAAUGGGCUUACAGGAAAGCGCGUGUAUCGAUAUGGAAAGCACGGACGCAGAACACUGGCAGAGCAGAGGUUCCAAACGGAGGUCGGGUAGCUCGCGACCAGCGACGUUCCCAACGUUCGGCGUCCGGAAGGAACCGUGGCAAGGGUGGGGAUGUUCUCGGGAGCUGGGAGGCUGAUUCUCGCGUCAACGAAGGGCCAGCGACCCGGAGCGGAGUGAGGUGGGGUCCAACCUGUCACUUGAAGAAGGGGUGGAAGAAGCGAGGCGCGUUUGCGAUGGAGAAUGGCGGACACAGAACAGAGGCGGCGCUCACAGAUCGUCAACGUUAGCAGUGACGGUGGUGACGAUGGAGAUGCGAAAUUUUAUGGCGGGGUGGAAAGGGAGGGGCAGACAAGGCUGGUUCUGGAGAGGGGCCUCCGAGAGGGGACAAAGUUAACUCCAAGAGGAAGGGGACUCCAAAAAAGGAUUCGGACAAAGUGGAGGGUUGAACCGUGGUGGGGAGGUCGGUGGACGAUCAGGAUGGUCGGUCAGGAUGGUCUUCGCAAGUCGGAGCCUACUUGGUACUCAGUUGGUGGAGGUACCUGGGUAAUCAUGCACAAAGACAGAUGGCAGUUUGACCAAUGUGUGGAGAAGCAAAGUGGGAUUCCGAAGCUGCAGCAAUUUCAAUUAUCAAAUAUGUACCCAGCAAGGAGGUGUGAUCACCCUGAAAAGGCCUUUGCCUUGUCCUCCCGACGCACCUCGCCAUCUGUAAGCCCCGGCGCGUUGUCAAAACCCAUGAUCCCAAGAUGCCAAAGGUCUUUGUCCUCUUCGGUCACCUGGCAAGCUAGUAGAUGCUAUUCUCUUGUUCUUCUCCAGUCUUCGGACUUCGAUUCCUUGCUCGUGUGAUAGCUCGAGGCCGGAGCGGAUGCGAGGCUAAGACGGAAGUAAGGUAAGCUAAAAUAGGUCACAUUCCGUUUUGAGGUGUGACGUAAAUGAGCGGGAUCUUGGACCCUUGAAGUCCCACCCGCACGAGAUUCGCUGUCUUCAAAAACGGGGGUCUCUCA
Messenger RNA from Chaetomium fimeti, 1164 nucleotides. RefSeq lists its product as uncharacterized. NCBI's taxonomy places the organism in Eukaryota, Fungi, Ascomycota, Sordariomycetes, Sordariales, Chaetomiaceae. The record is from RefSeq and is a predicted model, not a curated record. Bases 404 to 1006 code for a protein of 200 amino acids. The transcript has a single exon.